CAAAAAAGGAGUGGGUUCAUGGUGUCGCUCUGAAAGACACCUCUCUGAAAGGUCUACUAUGCCAAAAAGAAGAGGAGAGCGCAACAGAUGCAAGGGGAAGAUGGCUCGCACAAAAAGGAGAGAAAGCUGUACAAUGAUGGUUGGGAUGACGAUAACCAUGAUUAUAUUAUCAAAAAUGGGGAAAAGUUCCUCGAUCGAUAUGAAAUUGAUUCAUUAAUAGGUAAAGGCAGCUUUGGCCAAGUAGUAAAAGCUUUUGACCACGAAGAACAAACUCAGGUGGCAAUAAAAAUUAUUAAAAAUAAAAAACCCUUCCUUAAUCAAGCGCAAAUUGAAGUGAGGUUGCUUGAAAUGAUGAAUAGAGCAGAUACUGAAAACAAGUAUUAUAUAGUUAAACUCAAGAGGCAUUUUAUGUGGCGCAACCACUUGUGUUUGGUAUUCGAGCUACUGUCAUAUAAUCUUUACGAUUUACUUAGAAAUACAAACUUUCGAGGGGUGUCAUUGAAUCUCACAAGAAAAUUUGCGCAGCAACUGUGCACUGCACUUUUGUUCCUGUCCACGCCAGAAUUGAACAUCAUACACUGUGAUCUGAAGCCCGAAAAUAUUCUUUUGUGCAAUCCCAAACGUAGUGCGAUAAAAAUAGUGGAUUUUGGGAGUUCCUGUCAACUUGGACAGAGGAUAUACCAGUAUAUACAAUCUAGGUUUUAUCGAUCACCAGAAGUGUUGCUGGGAAUUCCGUAUGAUCUUGCGAUAGACAUGUGGAGUCUAGGAUGUAUUUUAGUAGAAAUGCAUACAGGGGAACCGCUCUUCAGUGGUGCCAACGAGGUGGAUCAAAUGAAUAAGAUUGUAGAAGUAUUGGGUAUGCCACCAAAGCACAUUCUGGACCAAGCGCACAAGGCGCGGAAAUAUUUUGACAAAGUUCCGACGGACGGCUCGUAUAUACUGAAAAAGUCUAAGGAUGGAAAAAAGUACAAGCAGCCUGGUACGAGGCGGCUACAUGACAUCCUAGGCGUUGAGAGCGGAGGUCCUGGAGGCAGAAGAUUAGGGGAGCCUGGACAUUCGGUAUCCGAUUACCUUAAGUUCAAGGAUCUGAUUCUAAGGAUGUUGGAUUUUGAUCCAAAAACGAGAGUCACGCCUUACUAUGCGCUGCAGCAUAAUUUUUUCAAAAGAACAGCGGAUGAAGGGACCAACACCAAUAUCGCGGCAGCCAAUAGUGCGAAUACUAGUCCUGCUGUUGUAACGAUGAGUCAGGAUCAUGGAAUGGUAUCAGUGCCUGGACAGGGGCAGGGCAUCAGAAAUAGCAGCAGUUUAAUGACAGUACAGCCGAACGUUCCUGCCGGUUACCAGCCGAUGGAGUGCGAGUCUUCGCCUCGACAUUUGUGCAGCAGGCGUGCCAUUACUACCAGUUAUCCGUCAACGUCAACCGCGAGUAUGCCUACGUCUGCUCCGACGUGCAUGCAGUCAAUGGAUAACUCCUUGAUACAAAGCUCUCUUGGUCCUUAUAAUAGCCUAAUUCUACCCAGCAUAUCUCACCUACCAGCGAUGAUGACUUCUCCGAUGAUCCAACAGCAAAGUUUCUACAAUUACGGCUAUCCAAGUACGGACACUCACGCGAUGGUCAGACAGCCAUCAACGGUCUCCGCUGGUAAACAAAGGGAUUCCGAAAGAGAGGAUAGUCCAAUGGUUGGUGUCUGCGUCCAACAGAGCCCUGUAGCCAUUCACUGAUUUGCAGCCAUCCACGAUGAUCAUGACGAAAGCAUAAGUUGACCGUCGUUAGUUACGACAAACUGUGACUGUGCUUCGAUUGUUGUCUUAGAAUCGAAUAGGAACGCCAAAGAUAAAGGCCAUCGGGUUACCGAAAACCUGGAGUUUCAAGUAACAUAAAAACCGGAAAAGAAAGAUUACGAGGACAAGGCGAUCAAGGAGAGUUACCUUUGACAAGCAGGCAACAUUGUGAAGCACUUGACUACAGCUAGAUAAUUGCGCAGGAGUACUAUUUUAUACUUGAGUAAAUGCGAAAAGAUAAGCUUAGCGAAUUUUCGAGCAGGAUGGCGUCUGACCCGGCAUAGCAAGGAUGAACCGAGCUAGCCGUAAACAGUCUUGCCCGAUUCAAAGGACGUUUAAUUUAGUCAGUACGUGCUAAACAGAAACUCUACUUAAUCUGAGUGGCCUAGAGAGCAAAAAGUGAUAGAAAUGUUAUUACUAACCGUAAAACCGGUAACGAUGUAAUCAUGUUCUCCGAUAGAGUUUUAUACGAAAUGUGACAAAUGAUAGCGAGCAUAUGGUAAGAUCGGUCGAAUGAUAGCUAUUUGUACAAUAUGAUCAGAUGAAUGAUAAGAAUGCAGAUUUAUCUUUUAAUUUUUUACUAUGAAAAGAAAGUAACAAAACCUGUAUACUUGGCUUUUUUACUACAAAAUGAACGUGCCGCGUGCAAGCAUGGUUUGUUGUUAAAAAGGACUUUAAACGAACGAGUUUGCGCGGCGUGUUACAUAUUUACACAAACAGCAAGCAUCGAUAAAAAAGGUUGAAAUAUAUGUUUAAGACCGAUCAAGAAUAAGGUAGUCAUACAAAAUGGGACUGCCUUACGAUUACCUAACUAUAUUUUUAGCAAAACCUUCUUGGUUUUUGCCGUUUAUUCUGCUUCCUAACUUCCACUAUAUUUCCUAAUUACAUUCUUGUGCGAAUUCAGUUUUCCUUCAAUUUGGUACUUUCAAAAACUCUUAUUUCUAUUUAACACAAAAAAUAAAAUUUUGUUAAAUUCAUUUUAAACCUCAAUAUAGUUUUUAACGUAUCUGCUCACCAUAUUCAAAGAUAUUAUUUUUCUUUUUAAGAAUUAUUCAAAAACUGUAAAGACAAUUAGAAGUUGCUUGGGAAAAGUUACAAUUACUUGUCAGAUUUCUGCUUCUGUUUCUAACAAUUCACUUUGCACAAAUACGACGUAAUUUUUAACAGUAAAUUUUUUUAAUGUUAGAAAUGAUAAUAACUUUAUAUUAAAAAGAUAAAUUUCUUUCUUUUCUAGAGUCAAUUGCAUUUUCUCAGGCUCAUUUUGUUAACAAAUUUCUCAUCCAAUAUUUUCAACACAGAAGCAAUCAAAUUUUUAAAAAAUAUAGACUUAAAUCAAAAUUAGCAAUUAUUUAUGUAAGUGAAGCUUAAGGAUUGUCAAUGUAAAGCCUACUUUGGCCCUCGAAACAAGACACUGUAUUUAAAGUAAAGGUUUAAAAAAAUAAUGAAAUAAAAUAUUACUCGACACAAUGAAAAAUUUUCUCGGUUUAUAAAAUAGACACUUUAUUUUAUACUGUUCAGCGAAAUUCCAGUUCUUAAGUAUUCUAGAAUUUUUUUUAAUCUUAUGAAAUAUUAAGUUUAUGUAAAUUUGAUCUGAUUCCUACCUUACCAACAUUUUUUCUCAACAACUGAUAACCACAUGAAAUUAUAUAUUGACUUAAAAAUUGUGGAACUUAAAUAUAGGCAUUAAAAAACGUUUGCAUGCACCUAAAUUUGAGGAAUUACAAAGAAAUAUAUUUAUGGUCUUAAAUUUUGUAGAACUAUAAACAAAUUCUCAAUAUAAUUUUUUUGUAAUUAUUUAAAUUUACGACUGUUCAAGCACUCCUUAGUGCCUUCUAUUUAUUUUCUUGCAUUUUCAGCUAUAUAUCCCAUUUCGCUUGGACUUAGAUUGCUGAGAAAAAAUUUGUUAGUUAAGAAUCCGGUAAGUUUUACAUGACCUUAAGCAAUUUUUAUCUGAAUCUAGAAUUCUGUGAACAUUCUGGUAUGUUUUCAGGAAAUCCAGAAUAAUUUCCCCUUUGUGAGAUAAUUUUGUUAGAAAUAAAUGAAUAAUCGAUUACAUACGAGUACACUCUAGAAUAUUUUGAAAUUUUUUAGAAUAUGGUGGAAUGUUUAAAAAUAUUCCAGAUGAUGCUAUAAUUUUUAUCUGAAUAUUCUAGAAUUGCAUAAAAUAGUUUGGAUUGUUGUGAAAACAGACUUCUAGAAUAUGAUGGAAUUCUAGAAUGUUGCCUAAUUUUCUAGACUUCUGGAAUAUUUUCGUAUUUUUUAGAAUAUUUUAUAAUUUUUUACCUGUUUAUUCUAAAUGCGCAGUGUCCAAUUGCUAAGUUUUUUCGGCGAAUAACCCAUAUUCUUGGUGGAAGAAUAUUCAUGACCACCAUUCGGUAUUUCCGCGUAUUUAAAAAAGCACAAGCCAUUGUAAAUAAUUGUGACCAAUCGAAUGAAGUAAACUUUCAUUUGCAAACAAACAGUAUGUAUCUUUCUUAUAAAUUGUUUUUCUUAACUAGUAUACCUUAAAUGUUAACUUUCAUGUGAGAUACGUGAUCAAAAAAAUUAAUUUUUGACAGUUUGCAAUUUAACUUUGAUCUAUACUUAUCUCGCCGAAAGUUUAUAAGAUAUCUUCAUAUCUUUUUAGGUGAUUUAGGUGAAAAAAAUGGUAGAUUAUCUGACUUCGGUACUUUUUUAUUUGGAGCUCUAGAACCAUUCAUUUUUAGUCACUUUUUUAUUGAGGGACUUCCUUGCAUAUUUUUCUACUUAUUUAGUUACCUGUAACUUAGUAGUUUUUCUGGAAUUAUUAAAUUGUUUGGAAUGUUCUUAGUUCUUCAAUGUUCUUAAAGAAUACAGAAUCUUAUGGAAUGCUCAGAGAUAUUAUGGAAUAUUCAAUAAUGUUUUGAAAUAGUGAAAUAUUCUAUAGGUUUUUUAUCUCUAAAAUUUGUGUACGUGUAAAAUUAUAGGUGUGACAAAGACAAAAAAAAUUAAGAGGCUUUUAAACCUUCAAGUCUGAGAUCAAAGUUUUAGUUUUGUUUAUCGGGUGGUCAAAGACAGGCUUUAUUGGCUUUCGUUAUUUCAAAGAAUUCGAAGUAACUCAGAAUUCGCUACGGAAAUUGUUUAAUUUCUAGUCACCAAUCAUCACUACCUUUAUUAUUGUUUUAAAUGAUUUAAGGAAAAGAAUGGUUUAUAGAGAACAUUUUUUGCUAAAUUUUUGUAGCAAAUUGUUGUGUUUUACCAAAAUCGAAUAAGUCUGUAUUAAUUUGAUUAAAUACUAAAAUAUGGGAGUAGUUCUGAAACUCUUCUAUAUUGAUAUUCAUGCGAAGUGCUUAUAUCAUCUUCGAUUCUUACGAUGGGCAUACACAGAAUUUAUAUAUUCAAGUCAGAAAAAAACGAUUUAUUCAAAUACGCCUGAUGGGUACCUCUUUGAUCUUCUACAUCAGCGUCCAGUCGCACAAUGUGCAAAAUUGUUUUAACACUUUUAAGCACAAGCAAUUUGUUUCUGUCAAUUUGACAAUGAUUAGAUAUUCAUCGUUUGUGAUGUAUUUUUCGUUAAUAUUGAGGUGAAAAGACAAAAUGUUACCAAAUACUGUUGUUAAUGGCGCUGUUGUCAUUAGACUGCAGACGUAUUUAAACGUUUUUUAUUCAAUUGUUUCUAUUUAAAAAUGUGUGUUCUAGAAAAAUAAAAAAUCUACGAAAACUUCUUUUAAGUGAAAAUUUCGAUAACGUAUUGGCUAUUAAAUUUUUGCAAUUGUAUCAAAUUUUCAAAAAUUGUGUUUGCUUUAAAUCUUGUGGUUUCCGAGCAUUCACAUACGGGAAACUUAUCGGUCUCUAAACUUAUGACAACUUUCUCCGCAUAUCUAAGAACAAAUGACUGAAAAACAUACCCUGGACGAACAACGGACCCCACACUCUCGAGGCAAUUACUUUAAUAUCGUUUAAGUUAGACGAUGAGAUACGCGAAAAUAGCUUCUGACCCAUGGAUUUUUAAUUGAGUUUCGAUUUCAGAUAUGAGAAUACUCAACGUAAUGCAAAUAAGACUUCUAUAUUUAGGACAUGAUUUUAGUUUCGCCCGAAUUUUCUAACGACAAAAUAUAAUAAUCAAGUUUGAAGAUGUAUAUUUGCGAGGAGCAGAGGUUUCUAACCGCGACACCCAGAGUUUCCUGUGAUAAAUUCCGACAUUCUAAAAAAUUGUCAGACUAGCAAAAAUCAGUACGCUCUAUAUCGAAAAGGGCAAAAAUAGGCAUUAGCGUGCAACCUUUUUUUUUAGUUUUCUAAAUUCUGUACCAGGAAGGUCAAAACGGAAACGAAAUUCAACGAUUUGAGGGAAACUAAACGGAAUUAAAAUUAUUUUUGCGAAUGGAAAGUAUUAUUUUUGGUAAACAAUAGCGUGAAAUUGUAUGAUAAAAAAAAUAAGUGCUCGGUUGGCGCAUGUUCGCUUAAACUUGUAAAUCGUGCGAAAGGCGUCCUAAGUCAUGUACAUAAACUUUUAUAGUUCAUCUUACGCGUGGAAAUCGAAUCACGCCAGCGCAGCGGGUCUUGCCUUUUAUCUCUUGCUUUAACAUUAAAAAUAUUGCAGUUGAAUCUCGAAAAUGGUGAUUUUGACAAAUUAACUAUAUUAUUGUUUAAUUGUAACGAAGUGUUUGGUUAAGUAUACAUUAUUUGGUGAAUGUUACAAGGGCUAAUUAUAAAAAGCUGGCGAGACAUAAACCAUUCGGGGACAUUUAGAUCAACGAGAUUAUUCGAGUCAUUUUUAUAACGGGGACUUUUCCACAGAGUUUAUGUGAAAAUUUCGAAUAGUCUAAGAAAUAGUAGUCUAACAAAAUCAGCAAUCACAUAUUCCUUCCCGUUUACAUUAUAUGAAUGAUGUUUUAUGUACAUUACAACGUUUUUCUUUCCCAAAAGUCGAUAUAUCAUCGUUUUCGUUAUCUCGCUCCUGAUGUAAAUAUCGUUUGUGAUAGUCAUUUUUCUAAUAAAAUUCGCCAUUAAUCAGUUGCGUCGACAAACAGAGUAUUUAAGCCAAUUAGCAGAUAACAGAGAUGUACACAUUUAUAUAGUUUUAAGUGCUAGGCAGGCCACGUUCCGAACUCUUGGCGCUUAUGCAUCACAAUGUCAGUCUUACAUAUUCUUUUGUACUGUUUUAAAUAAUUGUUACUAGAGUUUCAAAAUUUACACAGAAAGAAAAAUUUUGUAUAAUAUAUCGCUAGUUUAUGUAAAAUGGUAACAUAUAGUCAACAUUAUGUAUUAUGUGUUACGCAAGUCUAAGUACAUUGGGAAAUGUAGGAUUUCUGGUGUGAUCAAGAAAGUCUAAAAGACAAGAAAUUCGAUAAAUAGAUUUUGCGACAGACUAAACAGAAUCUUGACUACACCUAAUCACUAUACAUAAAGUACUAAGUCUGUUUUCGGAUUUGAGUUUUAAAUGUAUGCAGUUGAAUUUAUCACAGCCACCUUACUAAGUUUUUCUAGAUUUCUUGAAAGGGGCGUGAAGACAAAAUAUCGAUAAAUUAAAAAAAGAAUGAUAAUGAAUCAAAUCUUCGAAAAUUAUUUUAGUUUAUGGCAUUGCACAAGGCGUAACUAUCUAAAUUAUUUUCAAAAAACCUCAUUAUCAGUUUAUGAGUAAGCUUGAAGAAAAUAUUUGGACAUUGUUACGUCUAGCCAUCGCCGUAAGGAGAUAUUCAAGUCAUUGAACAAAAGAGAUGAUAGAAAUUUAUCCGGACAGCUUAUCAAGUUUUGAGAUUUACGUUACCAUUUAUUUUGACUCAUCUCUCAGAAUUAUCUGUGGAAAAAUUUGAUAAAAAACUCGUUUAUAUUCAAAAAAAAUCAAAGGGAAGUUGCUAAAAACUCAAAAAUAUAUAGUUAUAAAUUAGAAGACGCAUGCUUUUGCACACAAAAAAAAACGCAAAGAGCGAAGACGAGGAACGUGUCAUGUUUAGAGUAACAUAAGUUUCCUAACGUCGCGUGUAAAAACAUUAUGUUCAGAAAAAUAUACUACAAUACGACUGAUAUGCUUUUUGAUAGCGUUUAAGCGAAUAUCGAGUUAUGUGAAACAAAAGAUGCUUCGAUCAUCGCUUAAAUAGCUCUCUUGGAAGCAAAAAUAUAAGGAAUGUAUGAGAAAAAAACGCCGAUUUAAGAAACUGUAAAAUCGACUUAUUAAGAACAUAAUAAACAAAGAACUCCAUAAAAGA
Belonocnema kinseyi is the source of this 7946-nucleotide messenger RNA. RefSeq names its product serine/threonine-protein kinase minibrain (gene mnb). The coding region runs from base 88 to 1722 and encodes 544 amino acids. Gene Ontology annotation, cellular component: nucleus. The transcript is spliced from 7 exons. Gene Ontology annotation, biological process: protein autophosphorylation; positive regulation of DNA-templated transcription; peptidyl-threonine phosphorylation. Gene Ontology annotation, molecular function: protein serine/threonine kinase activity; transcription coactivator activity; protein serine/threonine/tyrosine kinase activity. The record is from RefSeq and is a predicted model, not a curated record. NCBI's taxonomy places the organism in Eukaryota, Metazoa, Arthropoda, Insecta, Hymenoptera, Cynipidae.